AUGUUUCAUCUACCACAAAAUGAUUACUGCUUCCAUCUUUAUCAUGCCAUCGGAACAGGAAACAGAGUAACAGCUCUGCGCUUGAUAAAUAAUAGCAUUACUGUUAAUUAUUCUCUAAAUGGCUACACUCCUCUACAUUGGGCCAUUUACAAGAAUGCAGACUUUGAUAUCAUAAAAUUAUUACUUGAUAAAGGAGCCAAUAUCUUUACUACGGAUCAUCAAAAUAACACACCUCUUCGAAUUGCGAUUGAUUAUUACAGAACAGCGGCAGCAUUAUUACUUAUUCAAAAAGGAGCUCUUGACGGAGAAAAUUUAUCUGAAUUGUUGGUUAAACCUGCUGUACAAAAUAAUCCCUAUUUCAUCAACAUGCUCAUUGACCAUGGGAUGCAAAAUGAGCCAUCAAUCAGUUUACAAUGUCGUAUAAGAGUUGUUUUUCGUAGAGGAGGUCUAGAAAUAAUUGACGAAUGUAUCCCAAAAGGUUUUGAGACGAAUUUAACCGAUAAUUAUAGUGCUAAUUCUACUAAUAUUGAAUUGUUGACACCUUUGCACAUUGCAUGUGAAGAUGACAAUCGAAACAAUUUGAGAGCUUACCUGGAAAAUUGCGUUGAUGACUUUGCUGUAAAUCCUGAAACUCAAAGCAGGAUCGGUCGAACACCACUUUUAGAAGCUUGUCAUCACGGAAAUAAUGAAGCGGUUAAAGUGCUUUUGGAAAAUCAUGCAAAUCCCAAUGCUAUGGAUUGGUUUGGUCGAACAGCUCUUCACUUUAGUUGCGAGAGGAAACAUAAAACUACUUCAUCAAUAAUACAGUUAUUACUGGAACAUAAUGCAUAUACUGAAGCUGUGAACUGGGUCGGUCGGACACCGCUUUUUGUAGCUUGUCUCAAAGGAAAUAAUGAAGCAGUUAAAAUUCUUUUAGAGAAUCAUGCGAAUCCAAAUGUAAGAGAUCGGAAUGGUGAAACAGCUCUUCACCUUAUUUGUUCAUGGGAAUCUAAAACAAAUCUCCAAAUAAUAAAGUUAUUGCUGAAAUAUAAUGCAGAUAUUGAGGCUAUGGAUGACAGAGGUUGGACACCGCUUAUUACAGCUUGUUCCAUUGGAAAUGCUGAAGUAGUUAAAUGUCUUUUGGAACAUCAUGCUAAUCCGAAUGUAACAGAUUGGAUUGGUCAACCAGCUCUUCACCUUGUUUGUUCGUGGGAAUCCGAAACAACUCCCCAAAUAAUAAAGUUAUUGCUGAAAUAUAAUGCAGAUAUUGAAGCUGUUGAUGAACAAGGUCGAACACCUCUUUUUGUAGCUUGUAAAUCUGGAAAUGUUGCAGCAGUUCAAUGUCUUUUGGAGAAUCAUGUUAAUCCAAAUGCUACUAAUCAGCAUAGUCAAACAGCUCUUCACUAUAUUUGUUCAGCGAAACCUGGAACUACUCUCCAAAUAAUACAAUUAUUGUUAAAACAUAAUGCAGAUACUGAGGCUAUGGAUGACAGAGGUUGGACACCUCUUUUUGAAGCUUGUUCCUCUGGAAAUAUUGUAGCAGUUAAAGUUCUCUUAGGGAAUCAUGCUAAUCCGAAUGUAAGGUGUUGGAAUGGUCGAACAGCUCUUCACCUUACUAGCGCAUUGGAACCUGUAAUAACUCUUCAAAUAAUGCAGUCAUUGUUAAAACAUAAUGUAGAUAUUGAAGCUGCCGAUGAGGAAGGUCGGACACCUCUAAUUGAAGCUUGUAUUUACGGGAAUGUUGUAGCAGUUAAAGUUCUUUUAGAUAAUCAUGCUAAUCCAAAUGUUACUAAUCAUUGCGGUCAAACACCUCUUCACUUUAUUUGUUUCGGGGAAACCGAAUCAACUCUCAAAAUAAUACAGUUACUGCUGAAGCAUAAUGCAGAUAUUGAAGCUGUCGAUGAGGAAGGUCGGACACCUCUUUUUGAAGCUUGCAACUCGGAAAAUAUUGGAGCAGUUGUAGGUCUUUUAAGAUACGGUGCUAAUAUUAAUAUUUUAGACCAAAAAAAUCGAUCUCCGCUUCAAUGCGCUGCUGAUAAGAUUUUAUCAACUUCUCCCGAAAAUUCUAACAUUUAUACGAUAAUCCAAAUGCUAGUGUCACAUAUAAUUACAUUAAAGACUGUUAGACUAAAUGUAAAUACAUGUGAGUUUAUAACUAUCAGGGGAGUGAAAUAUUCUGCAAUAGAGGGAUUAAAAUCCAAUGAAGUUUUAGAUGAUACAAUCGAUACACUCGACAUCAAGUGUGAAGAGGAAAUUAAAAAAAUGAAAAUGGAAAGUAUUGGGAUUAAUGACAUGUGUUUUUAUGAGUUGUUAACACAACAUAUUCAUCUUAUUGGCAUAUUAAUGGAAAAUAAGAAAAUUCAAGACAUUUUAAAAUCAUCCAUUUACGAUGAAAAGUUUCCAUUAUUUAUAGGUAUUGUAAGAUUCCGACUGCGAGAUGCAAGAAUUCGAUAUAGACGAUAUAAACUACAAAAAUCUGCAAGGGAAUACUUUAGUUCAGAAAUUAAUGAAGGAAUUCCUCAUGAAUGUAUCGACAAAGUGUUGGAUUACUUGACCAUCGUAGAUCUGAACACUUUUAUCCGAACUUUUAAGCCUUCGAGGGGAGAAUCAGUCUUAUGA
Messenger RNA from Chelonus insularis, 2598 nucleotides. RefSeq names its product ankyrin-1-like. Gene Ontology annotation, cellular component: cytoplasm; nucleus. The record is from RefSeq and is a predicted model, not a curated record. The transcript has 2 exons. Gene Ontology annotation, molecular function: protein binding. Bases 1 to 2598 code for a protein of 865 amino acids. NCBI's taxonomy places the organism in Eukaryota, Metazoa, Arthropoda, Insecta, Hymenoptera, Braconidae.